Messenger RNA from Tarenaya hassleriana, 904 nucleotides. Its product is annotated as tropinone reductase homolog At2g29330-like. Lineage: Eukaryota; Viridiplantae; Streptophyta; Magnoliopsida; Brassicales; Cleomaceae. Gene Ontology annotation, molecular function: oxidoreductase activity. The record is from RefSeq and is a predicted model, not a curated record. Bases 31 to 819 code for a protein of 262 amino acids. The transcript has 6 exons.
UCGUGUCACAAAUCUCUCUAUCUCCCGAGAAUGGAUAGCAGCAGCGGAUGGAGUCUUCGAGGCAUGACCGCUCUGGUCACCGGUGGAACCAAAGGGAUCGGGUCGGCGGUGGUGGAGGAACUGGCGGGGUUCGGGGCAAGAGUACACGCAUGUGCCAGAAACGAAUCUUUGCUUAACGAAUGCUUGCGUGAAUGGCAAACUAAAGGCCUCCAAGUAACUGGCUCUGUCUGCGAUGUGUCAUGUCGGUCCGAGAGACAGAAAUUGAUGCAGACGGUUUCCUCACUCUUCCGCGGCAAACUCAACCUUCUCAUAAACAACGUGGGCACAGUCUUACCAAAGCCGACUACAGAGUAUACAGCAGAAGAUUUCUCGUUUCUGAUGCGUACGAAUUUCGAGUCUUCUUACCACCUCUGUCAGCUCGCGUAUCCUCUGUUGAAGGCUUUGGGAUCCGGGAGCAUCGUGUUCAACUCCUCUAGCGGCGGAAUUGUAUCGUGUAUCCUUGGAUCCAUCUACGGUCCAACCAAAGGAGCCAUGAAUCAAUUAGCAAGGAACUUGGCGUGCGAAUGGGCAAGCGACAACAUAAGGGCUAACGCUGUCGCUCCAUAUUCCAUCUCAACUCCUUUGGCACAACCCUUUCUUGAAGAUGAGAAUGUGGAGAAGGCUUUGAUGUCGAGAACUCCGCUCGGCCGUGUCGGGGAGCCGGAGGAGGUUGCGUCGCUCGUCACGUUUCUGUGUCUUCCGGCAUCUUCUUACAUAACCGGUCAGACCAUCUGCGUCGACGGAGGUCUCACCGUCAAUGGCUUCUCCUAUCACCACUGAACCAAGAGAAUUCCAACAAUGGCCGAAGCCGACAAUAGUUGCAGAGACAAGAGGUGGAGUCUCCAAGGCAUGACUGCCCUUGUUA